ACACCUGGACUCGGAAAGACAAGAUGGGUAUCAUCGAGCCAAGUCAGGGAGAUGCAAAAAUGGAGGUUGAGGUCCCUUCGGGCAAGGAGCGCGAGGGUCUCAAACAGUAUUUCAUCACGAAGAUCGAAGAACUUCAGCUCGUUGUCGCGGAGAAAACUCAGAACCUGAGACGACUGCAGGCACAGCGGAAUGAACUCAAUGCGAAGGUUCGAAUGCUGCGCGAGGAAUUGCAGCUUCUUCAGGAGCAAGGGUCCUAUGUUGGCGAAGUGGUGAAGCCAAUGGACAAGAAGAAGGUGCUCGUUAAGGUCCACCCGGAGGGCAAGUUCGUAGUCGAUAUCGACAAAAACAUCGACAUGAGCCAAGUCACUCCGAACUGCCGCGUGGCCCUUCGCAACGACUCCUAUACUCUUCAUAAGAUUCUCCCGAAUAAGGUCGAUCCUCUCGUCUCUCUGAUGAUGGUUGAGAAAGUUCCUGACUCCACCUAUGAAAUGGUCGGCGGUCUCGAUAAGCAGAUAAAAGAGAUCAAGGAAGUAAUCGAGCUCCCAGUCAAACACCCCGAGCUAUUCGAAGCGCUCGGUAUCGCUCAGCCCAAGGGAGUUCUGCUCUACGGUCCUCCGGGAACCGGGAAGACUCUGCUCGCGAGAGCCGUAGCUCAUCAUACGGACUGCACAUUCAUCCGUGUUUCGGGUUCGGAACUCGUGCAGAAGUUCAUCGGAGAAGGUUCGCGCAUGGUUCGAGAGCUUUUCGUCAUGGCUAGGGAACACGCUCCUUCAAUCAUCUUCAUGGACGAAAUCGAUUCGAUCGGAAGUUCCCGAAUCGAAAGUGGAUCUGGUGGCGAUUCUGAAGUGCAGCGAACGAUGUUGGAGCUUCUGAAUCAACUCGAUGGCUUCGAGGCAACGAGAAACAUAAAAGUCAUCAUGGCCACGAACCGGAUCGACAUCCUGGACUCAGCUCUGCUACGUCCGGGUCGAAUUGACCGGAAGAUCGAGUUUCCUCCUCCGAACGAAGAAGCUCGUUUAGAUAUUCUACGAAUUCACUCGCGGAAGAUGAAUUUGACGAGGGGGAUCGAUCUGCGGAAGAUCGCUGAAGCUAUGCCUGGAGCCUCCGGAGCAGAGGUGAAAGGAGUCUGUACCGAAGCUGGAAUGUAUGCUCUGCGUGAACGUCGGGUUCAUGUGACACAAGAAGAUUUUGAAAUGGCGGUCGCUAAAGUGGUGCAGAAAGAUGCCGAGAAAAAUAUGUCUAUCAAGAAACUUUGGAAAUAGUGUCUCAGUUCAGAUGAAACGCAACAAUCAUGCGUCGCUCGAGAGAAUGAGUUGGUCCGGCUCUGCCGUACGGCGAGCCAUCCGGCCGACCAGUCAAAGGGGUCGAUCAAUCAUCAAAGAUCUCACCUCUCCGGCGGUGCUUAUCGAGGAUCGGUCGCUUUGGUAAUCUAAACUCAGCGAACACAAGCGACACUCGCGGUGUCUCCUCAUUUAUUUCUAUGUUCACUGCAGACAUGAAAGACGGAAUAAAAACUUGAAUUCC
This is a messenger RNA of Galendromus occidentalis (western predatory mite), 1524 nucleotides long. It is a transcript of the gene Rpt6, whose product is annotated as 26S proteasome regulatory subunit Rpt6. NCBI's taxonomy places the organism in Eukaryota, Metazoa, Arthropoda, Arachnida, Mesostigmata, Phytoseiidae. Gene Ontology annotation, molecular function: ATP binding; ATP hydrolysis activity. Bases 24 to 1262 code for a protein of 412 amino acids. The record is from RefSeq and is a predicted model, not a curated record. The transcript is spliced from 3 exons.